Molecule: messenger RNA, 980 nt
Organism: Plasmopara halstedii
Lineage: Eukaryota; Oomycota; Peronosporomycetes; Peronosporales; Peronosporaceae
Exons: 1
Coding region: 202-408 (68 amino acids)
Source: RefSeq, a predicted model, not a curated record
GCGCCCUCUUACAACAAUUAAUUUGUUUUUGGCAUGUAGUGCCUGAUGACUUACCAUCUCCAUGUGAACAAUUGUGAUCCAUCACUGACUUCGAGUUUUUUUACGCCAUCGCUAAACGGGUGCAUACAGCACUGCUUCGGCAAAUCUGCAAAUCGAUAUAUCACAUAAGCCACGAAAGCUAGAGGUGUGAUCUGGGCAUAAAUGUGCUCACAGGAGACGGACUGUCCAUUUUCAGCCCAUUCUGUUUUUCACUGCGUUUAUGACAUCAUGGAAAACAAACACGAGGUUGGAAGAGCCGUCCAUAUUUAUUUUGAAUUGACAUUCGUGAUUCGCGUGAUCAAAACUCUGCAAUUCAUUUGGAUCAUUUAUCCAAUUUAUCGCUGCAUCGAAAUCGAUAACUUGAGUUAAGACGUCAACGGUCGCAGACACGGAAGAAGCGUCUACAACAAAGAUUAGAACGGACCAGCUACAAGUUGCAACUCAAGUCCGAGUGGCCGGAAUCGAACCAGCGAUCAAUUGGUAUCCGAGAAUAAUGAGCAUUAUAUUUACGCUACGGUCAAUCGCUCUACUAUCGCCGUAGUAGACUUCAUAGCUCUCUCGAAGUCGUUGAUGUGCACUGAAAUAACUCAAACUCUUUUCUCUUUGUCACUUGAUGAUGAUAUCAUACGGAAUGUUGAGUAUGAGUUGUUCGUCAUCCUGAUUAAGUGCUUUUUCUUCAGUGUCAAGGCAACAACUGUAUAAAUCUUGCCGGUAUGGCCAAGGUCUCAUCGUUAUUGCACUCAAGCACAGAUCGCUAAUCUUUUAAGCAAAAGUCAAUCUCUACGUGGUUGAAGAGCUGUUCAUUUUUGCAUUAAUCUCGAAUGUGACUAAUUAUCCGAAAAAGUGGCAGAUUGAAUUUUAGGAUGUGUUAUGCUGUGAUAAAGUAAACUUGACCAUGCUUAAGAUCUAUCAUUUUCAAACAGCUCCAAGAAUGAAGUGCU